AUGACCGAGGAGAGAGAGUGGAUGAAAAGGAUUCAAGAUGAAAAUGCGCACCUGAAAAAUCAGAUUCGGCUGCUCAGGGAAAACUAUGAACUCCGUGCUAUGUUGGGUCAACAGUGUGACAACGGCAGCCAAGUCCAGUUCUUAACGUCUCCAAUUUCUCCUGCAUAUACUGAUGCUGGUUUAUUGGUAAAAGGAGGUAAGGAGCAAGCUCUACAAAUUUACUUACAAAACAUUUUAGAAAUAAACAAGUGAUAAGCAUAUUCCUGCCUAUGUGUGCAUUUGAAUUUAUAUGUGCAGCUCAGGCAGACAUGGCCUAGUCUGCCCAUCUGCGUAAAAUGCUCAUUAGAGGAAGAGGCAUUUGUAAUAGAAACCUGCCUUGGCCGUUGGACGACCCCGUGAUCCCAAGGAGAGCUGAGUCUCCUCAGCACCUUCCUGUUUCAGCUUUUGAGCAGAACUGGAUGAAACUACGUAGGCUUAGCAAGCCCAUUAAUUUCAUUUGUAUGAAAUUUCGUUUCAUUUUACUUUUUAUUUGUAUACCACCUUUCUAUGUUGCUAUGCACAAGCUGAAGAAACAACAGAAUAGACAGCAAAGAGUACACACAAAAUAGAAUCUGAUCCAAUACAAAAAGUCAUAAUAAAAACAUAAGUUUAAAAUAAACAAUUUAUAUCAAAUAAAACAAUAUUAAAUAAUCCAUUAGAAAUAAAGUAUAUACAUUCAUCAGUGCCAUUCAUAGCUUUAGCAGCGGCGUAGCGUGGGUUGUCAGCACCCGGGGCAAGGCAAGUAAUUUGUGCCCCCUAACCCGGGGCAAGGCAAGUAAUUUGCGCCCCCUAACCCGGGGCAAGGCAAGUAAUUUGCGCCCCCUAACCCCUAACCUGCAGCCACUGCCAGCUUCUUCUUGCUGCUGCCUGGUCUGGUCUGGUGUGGUGUGGUUCUCUCCCGCGCUCAGCGCUGCGCUGGGCGGCCGCUGCACUGUCCCUCCCCCAGAUAGUCCCUCGCUCUCUCUCCGCACCGCACGCCUGGCACCCACCCCCUCCACAGUGGGCGGCGACCCAGCGGCUCGGAUCGGAUUCGCACAGCCAGCACUGCAGUGAGAGAGAGUGAGUGAGCCAGGUAGGGGCAGAGAGCUGCGAGUGUGAGCGCGCCCCCCCAGAUGUUGCGCCCGGUGCGGCCGGCCCCCCCUGCACCCCCCACGCUACGCCACUGAGCUUUAGGCAAAAGUAGACAGGUCUCUGUCUUGGAGAGCUGACAAUGUCCUUUCCUGAAAUCAUGAAAGUGGAGCAAAUUCCAGGCCUGCAACAGUUCCUGACCAGAUGAUGGCCCCUGUCAUCUGGUUUAGGUACUUAAAUAUUCAAUUACACCUCUACCCGUGUUUAAGGUGGCUAACAGCAAAGAGUUUAGCACAAAAAAUGCAAUGAUAACAAUAAAACUAGGUAAUAAUUCUUUGGAAAAUUAAAAGUUUCCAGGUUUGUGUCUUAACAUGCUAUUCACUCAGUAUAAAAUUGGGAUUUGUUUUUUAAAAACUUGAGCUGGAGGCUGAUGUGGCUGAAAUUUGGGAUCUAUUCUGAGGAAGAACUUAAACACGUGUAGUUGGAGUGGGGGAAUGGUUGCAAGUCAGAGGAAUCGACACUUACCCUGAAGGAACUGGUGCAGGACAGGAUGUUAUGUCUGCUACACCUCUGGGGUCUCUCCCCCCCCCCCCACCUGUCCAGGCAUCCAUCAUUCUCCCCUGCUGCUGCUGCUAUAGCAAAAAGGUGCAACUUACUUGUUGCAAAAAAGGGUGCAACUUAGUUCAAGAGAUGGGGAAGAAAGAUGGCCCCAGAAAAGACAGAAUCAGUGCUGAGAAUUGCUUCUGCUGAGUCAGUACUAUUUAAAGGUAAGGGUAGGUAUGGUGUCUGUGUGUAUUUGAGGGGGUAGAAAGAGGAGGGUCUAAGACAUUUUGCUGCAUGUGGCGCUGUAGCAACCCCCCCUCUACAGCCACCCCCUCCUCACCACCAAGGUGCGUCACAGCCAAGGUUGGUCAAGUUGUUUUGAUACCUGAGGCAGAAAAAUCCCUCAAUUGCCUGUUCUGGGGAAGUAAAAAUUCAGCAAUAAUAAAGGCUGCUUUAAUGAAAUUCUCUUCCUCCCCCCGCAGAUAAGAUCCUCCUUGGUGCAGAGGAGGCAAUCUAUCUCCCUGUCUUUACAAUAAGCCUGCAUAUUGGGCUGUUGCCAUAUAUUUGGCGGCAAUUGUGAUUUUCCUCUUCCAUAUUCUCUCAAGAGGAGUGGUUUGCCUGUUCUAUAAAAUAACAUCUCAUCCUCAGACACAUAGGACAAAUAUUUGGGUACCUUCCAAGCUGCAUAGCUUGUCUCUUUAAGGGUUUACGGCACUUCUGGAACUUUAAUCUCAAGUUAAUUUUCUUCUCUGGAACAGAGACUCUGACACAGAUGUCAGUCAACUACAAAUACACAAACUGCAUUCCUUGCUGUAGUUAACAAAACUGUAUGUGUUGUUGUUGUAGCUCAGUAUAUCGGAAGAGAAGAUUUUGGUUACUGCUCACACGUCAUCUCCAAGGAGCCCACUGUCCUGCCCAACCCCAGUGCCCAGUCUCCGCUGAAGCAGCUCCAAAAUGAGCCUCCCCCUUUUCAGCCUAGAAGUGGAGAAAAGAAACCUGGACAUUUGUCAAGCAUGUCGUGCUCCACCAUUGGAGGAAAACAGCUGGAGGAACCCACAGAACUGAUGGGACUCAAGAAAGCGUGGCUGAUGGACGGCCCUUUCCCUGGCGGCGAUAAGGCUCAGACCCCCCUAGCACUAAGCAUGGGUAAGAAAUGGUCACUAGAUAUCCACUCUGGGGAGGGGAAGACGGUGUGGCAGUUUAUUUUAUGGAUAAUUUAAACAGGUUCCAAUUUCAACCCAUCAGAUCAGACAUAGCAUUGGUUAGUAGCAGCUAUUGCAUGUGAUAAAGUCCUAUCUCUGGGCCUAUUUAAAUGAUAGCCAGCUUCAUGUGAGAUGCUUUCCUCCCUGCUGCCACCAGACACUGGUGUUAGCCCUGUGCCUCCCUGCGUGUGACUUGUAGGUCAUGUCACUGGUUUGCUAGCUGCAGAAGUGGACAUUUCUGAAUGUCACAGCUAUUGGCAUGGUUUGUAGUGGUGUACAAAACUACAUAAAUUGUGUUGCCUUCCUGGUUAGGCUUUUAACAGAAAUCCAUUGGCAGUUGGUCUGAAGAAGAAGGGAGGGGAAGGGGCACAUGACGCAGCUCAUAGUGCUGUCAGUUGGUGAAGGCAAGGGAGACGCAGCAGGAGGGAAGCCAUAUUGUACUGGGGUUGGAAGGGGCCAUCAAAGUGUGUAGCAUCCAGACCUAUUGGACAGGGAAGAGCAUGGGAGACUCUCAAGCAUCAGCGUUUUGUCUUGAUGUUUCUUUGAAUUUGGAACAAACCUUUUGCUAAAUGUGCUUUGUUGUAGCUCACUACAAGGCUGCAAGACUACUCAGUUCAAAAGACACAGCAAGUCAUUCACCAUCAUGGACAGAAGAAUUAGCUUCCUCAAACCCUACACGCUUAGUGAGCAAGGAGGAAGCUCAGACCACAUUUUCAGAUGACCUCAAAAUACGCAAAGGAAGUUCUUCCUUGGGGAUUUCUGAAAGGCAGUCCUAUCACCUUUUGGGCAGUGCCCAGGACUCAAGCACAGGCAAAGCACAGCUUGAAGAGAUGCCCAGGAAGAAGAGAGUCUGGUUUUCUGAUGCACCAGACACAGACAAGUUAAGGAAGUCCCAUACGUUCUACUUGAAUGGUAAUACUGAGACAUGGCAUGGGGCUAGUGUAAAAGACUGGUGUACCCCCUAGUGUACCCCUUUCCCCUUCCUACUUCAGAUGUCUUCUAAAAAUCUGGUAGUUGUUUUUUCCUUUGACAUCUGGUGGCAGGGUGUUCCACAGGGCAGGUGCCACUACUGAGAAGGCCCUCUGCCUGGUUCCCUGUAAUUUCGCUUCUCGUAGUGAGGGAACUGCCAGAAGGCCCUCGGCACUGGGCCUCAGAGUCCGGGCUGAAUGAUGGGGGUGGAGACGCUCCUUCAGAUAUACUGGGCUGAGGCUGUUUAGGGCUUUAAAGGUCAACACCAACAUUUGAAUUGUGCUCGGAAACGUACUGGGAGCCAGUGUAGGUCUUUCAAGACUGGUGUUAUGUAGUCUUGGCGGCCGCCCCCAGUCACCAGUCUAGCUGCCACAUUCUGGAUUAGUUGUAGUUUCCGGGUCACCUUCAAAGGUAGCCUCACGUAGAGAACAGUGCAGUAGUCCAAGCAGGAGAUAACUAGAGCAUGCACCACCUUGGUGAGACAGUCCGCAGGUAGGGUCUCAGCCUGCGUACCAGAUGGAGCUGGUAGACAGCUGCCCUGGACACAGAAUUGACCUGCGCCUCCAUGGACAGCUUUGAGUCCAAAAUGACUCCCAGGCUGCGCACCUGGUCCUUCAGGGGCACAGUUACCCCAUUCAGGACCAGGGAGUCCUCCACACCUGCCCGCCUCCUGUCCCCCCAAAUCAGUACUUCUGUCUUGUCAGGAUUCAAUGUCAAUCUGUUAGCCGCCAUCCAUCCUCCAACCGCCUUUGUUCCGAUUCAGCAGCAAACAGCGGGGUUUCCCCAGGGAAAGCGGCAGGUCCAAAAACAAAACAAAACAAAAUAAAAUAAAACAAAACACCCUGCUCAGACCUUAACGUGGAAAGCAUGGACGCUUUUCAAGAAAGCCUGGUGCAAAAGGAAGUCUGGAUGAAUAUAGAUGGAUGAAAGUGUGAUUGGCAUCUCAACUACCAAGGAGAUAUAUACAUUUCAGACAAGCCUGUUUUUAAUAUAAGCUCUGGCCUCUUAUAGCAAAGGCCCAGUAUAUCUACGAAGUAGCCUCUUUCUUUCACUUGUAGAUCUAGAGAUUACUCAGAACAGCAAGAGGAAUGGGCGCAUCGUGGGAGAGAUUGCCUUCCAGUUAGACAGGCGCAUUCUUGCGCAUGUGUUUCCUGGCAUCACAAGGCUCUACGGGUUCACAGUGUCCAAUAUUCCUGAGAAAAUCAAACAGGUGAGACCCAGCACUUUGAGGUAAAUUUGUCUUUUUGUCAAAACAUUAGUCACUUAGGUCUCAGAAAUUUAGUGCAAAGCCUGCUUGGCCAUAAAACAACUUCCUAAAGACGUCUAUCUAUUGGUAUCACUCAUUAUCACUCCAUACCCAGUUGUUAAAAACACAACAGUAUCACAUCCUGUUGAAGAAGCAACCAUACCUUGUAUUACCAGGGUAUACCUUAGUAGUUUCAGUUAACUCUAAUGCAGCUGAAAAUGACAGAGCAGAUUUGUUCAUAGGUCUGGAAAAGAUUUACAUUUCUGCUAAAUUCAGCUAAGCUCCUCCUUAGUUUCUACUAAGUGCAGAUAAGAGCCAUAUUUAAAUUGUUUUAACUGGAAUGCAUAUGAGAAUGAGAGGGAAAUUAUUGGUCCAUAUGGUGCCUCCAAAUUUAUUAGAUCCUUAUGGGCAGGGCUGGCCCAAAACAUUUUGGCACCUGAGGCAAACCACAAAAUGGUGUCCCAAAGUGAAGAUCUGCCUUGUUAGGAACAAGGUGGGCAGGAGACCACCAGCCCCCUAUUAGCCAAGAGGCAACUGUAGAGGCACUGGCAAGAGGCUGUCCAGGCAAAGGCCUCCAAGGAAUGUGCCACAACGUUUGCUUAUCUACACUUCCACUUGUCCUGCUGCUUUCCCCCAAGGAAAACCUGCUCUUUACCACUGAAUCGGGGCAAACGUCAGUUGGGUUUUCUGUACAUUGAUGCUUGCAAAGAGCUGGUUUUCCUGGGGAAAGUGGAGGGGCAAACAGAAAGGGUGGACGAGCCUUUUGUAACGGAGGCAUUGCUCUGACACGGUGAUAGGGGGAUUCCAGAUGGGGGCUUAAUCCUGCAGAUGGGCCAUAGAAUUUAUUUUGAACCUUAUCAGAUUUUUUUCCUGGGAACAGCAAAUCCUAAUGGGGGGGGGGGAUACAGGCGAGUAUUUUGACAUCAAUGGCAUGUGAAUCCUGCAAAAAAACUUGCUUUCACUGAAGCAACCAUUCCAUAAUACAAACCAGUCUGGAAGCAGCCAUAAUAUCAGUAAACCCUUCCUUGUUUAGUUUUUGCAUAGCGAAAUUCUGCCCAGCAAUUAUCACUUCAUUAUAUUGUUUAUCUUUGAUUUGCUCUCUUGUCUCCUAAAAGCCGGCAGUAAUUAAGUCCAUGUUGCCCUGCAUCUCUCUGUAUCUUUUUAAAAAGCUAUUUCAAGAGUCUCAGAGGGAAUUCUGGCCGGUUCCACUUAACCAUAAAUAUAAUACUGCAAUCAUUCAUAGGCAACUAAUAUUCCCACAGUGACUUCUUACUUACUUGGUGUGUUUAUCUUGUUUUUGCAGCAGUUAUUGCUUGGGAUGUGUCUGCUAUGGUUGCUAGAAGUCAUCAGAUUUCAGUAGAAUUAUUGCUCCUAACUCAAACUGUGAUGCAUUAUCUGAAAUUUGGAUAGCACAACAUUGUCUGAGGUGUAAACAACCCCAGUGCAAUAUUUUAAAUAAAUUGUUUUUCUUUGAGCUGCUGCUUUGGUGGACACUUUCAGUUUAAAUUUCCUCAGCUAAUUUACUAUUCCCAGAAAAAUUCUGAAUAUCUUGUGUGGAUUGUGUGGAUUCAAUGGGCAGAGCUCACGUCUUGUCAGAUUCUGGAGACAAUUUCUCACUGAGAGAACUCUGUUUCCCAAAAUACACACUUACUGUUAAUAUGUCCACAAAUCCAUGCCCACUUUGGUCUUCUUUGGUGGGACCCAAGAUAAUGAUAUAAUCCAUUAAUGUGUUUGCACUGGUAAAAUGCUUGUGUAUCAUGGCCACAAUCCAACAUCAAAUUAAGCACUCGUAGGUUUCUUGAUUUUAGCAACUGAACUUUCGAAGCACAGACCUUUUUGCUUCCUGUUUUGUUAAUAAAUUCCAUUUCUGCAUCCAUUACUUUACUCUUUCCCCUCUUUCUCCCCCCCCCCCCAAAUAUUCAGACCUUGCCCAAAUUGCACUGAGCUUCAUAGUUUGCCCUAUGGCAGGCAGAAACUUGUUACAAACGUCUAAAAUUUCUUCCCUUACAAAAGAAUGCAACAAAACUUUUGAUUUAACUUGACCCUAUUUCUCCUCUGCUCCUAUUGAUGCUAAAUUAACAUUAGGAUCUUUAGCCCUUCCAUAAAGUGCUAGCGAUAGCUUUUUAAAAUGUAUAUAUGUAUGUGUAUAUGUGUGUGUAUAUCUAAUGAAAAUACCUAGGUCUCCAUGAAAUCCCUAGAUGGCUCUGUGGACGAGAAGAAGUACCGAGCCAUGACCCAGCGCUACCUGGACCUGACUGCUCGCCUGGAGAAGAUGGGCUACCACGUGGACGUCCACCCGGUGUUCAGUGAAUUCCUCAUCAACACGUACGGCAUCCUGAAGCAAAGGCCAGACCUCAGUUCCAACCCCUUGCACAACAGCCCCGCGGACCUCAGGAAGAUGGUGAUUGACAUUGUCCCAUCCAAGUUCCUUGGAGAUACCUUGCUGCUCUUGAACUGUUUGUGUGAACUUUCUAAAGAAGACAACAAGGCCCUGUUUGCCUGGUAG
Molecule: messenger RNA, 7573 nt
Organism: Podarcis lilfordi (Lilford's wall lizard)
Lineage: Eukaryota; Metazoa; Chordata; Lepidosauria; Squamata; Lacertidae
Source: the annotation of a GenBank genome assembly